Thelazia callipaeda (thelaziosis nematode) is the source of this 1392-nucleotide messenger RNA. The record is from the annotation of a GenBank genome assembly. Lineage: Eukaryota; Metazoa; Nematoda; Chromadorea; Rhabditida; Thelaziidae.
AUGCUUUCGUUGAAUAAGAAUGAUGAAUACGAUGAAACAUCCGUUGCAAAUUUGUGGAAACGCUAUGAUGCUCCGCGAACUAUGGGAAGUGGCUUUGCAGUGCUUCAGAAUCCGAAUCUGCGGGUUGUAUACCGUCAAAGCGUUUUUGUGAAUACAAAAACUGAACCAAUUUGUGAUCUCAAUAUUGAUUUGGGUGAAAACGUUAGAAUUGCGUAUGGUCCAUGGGCUGAAUCUUGCCGUCUAGCAUUCAUCAAUUACUUCUUCCCUACCGAUUAUUCUGCUAUGACACCUACUGUUUUACCUAAAAAUGGUGAAAAGAAAAUUCUCGCUGCAAUAGACAUAACGCUAACAACGAAAGCUCAGACGUCAAUUAAUUUUUGGUUCAUGCGACGUGACGAGCUCAAUGCCGUUGCUACUACUAUUAAAAAUGGCUGCUCUCUUAAAAUAGAAUAUCCGAUGAUUAUUACUGAUCAAGGAUACAAAACGACAUCGAAACUAAUAAUGAAAGAUGUACACUUUUUGCCAACAUCUGCGUUCAGAAAAUUGUUUUCAUGCGAAGAGCUAACAAUGGAAUACGAUAUGCAUUUUCCUCUCAGAUAUGGUCAAUUACAAAAUCGUGUGAUUCUGUUCAAAAUAAAUAGUGCUACCACGUGGUUCGUCUGGGAUCACGUGGUUUUUUUUGAGGAUUUAUUACGUGAAACAACGAUGUAUAAUGAAAUUGACUUGGCAGAGUUUGUGCCACAAAUUUGGGAUAUACGAAUGAUAUUCAAUGACAUGACAGUAGCUUUUGUAACGAAUGACAAGAAUUGGGUAGAUGCUAGCAAUCCGAUGAAUAAUUUUUUAAUUGCUUUGGUCGCAAAACAAUUAACAAUCAGUUCCAAUUUGAAUAAUACUGAUUUUUGUCCAAAAAUCAGUAAAUGCAAUAUUAAAAUUGCAAGUAAUGAUAAGCUUGUGAUCAAAUUUCACGUGCCACAACAAAGUACGCUAUCACCACUCAUUCAUACACUUUAUAAUAAUUCAUAUUAUUAUAUGAAUAAUCUGGAUGCGCAGAAAUUUUCUAAGCCAGAAGGAGGUUGGGUUAAUUUCUUACGCACUGAAGAAGCAUCUUUAACGUGUGAUUACACGUGGCAUUCAAUAUAUUACCCAUAUAUAAGUGAUUUACCUAUACGGACAACUAUUACAUGGAAUCAAAAACUAAUCAAUCAUCCUUUUGAGUUAGAACCUGAUUCUGCUUUCAUAGAAAUUGCUGUAAAUUCCCCUGAACUGUUCAUUUCUGGUUUUGCUUUGAAAAUUAUUGAAAAUUUUAUUGACGAUUAUUUUGGCUUGUAUAUUCAAGUAAGUAAUAAUUCUCGAAUUAUCAGUAUCCAAUUUGAAAUUCAAAAUGAAUUUUGA